Botrytis porri is the source of this 423-nucleotide messenger RNA. RefSeq lists its product as uncharacterized. NCBI's taxonomy places the organism in Eukaryota, Fungi, Ascomycota, Leotiomycetes, Helotiales, Sclerotiniaceae. Bases 1 to 423 code for a protein of 140 amino acids. The record is from RefSeq and is a predicted model, not a curated record. The transcript has 3 exons.
AUGUUGAUCACAGGAAUCGCUCACGUAAAUCUUACGGUGCUACCCGGCACUCUUCACUUGUCCAAAAAGUUCUACGACGAAGUAUUAGGCUUCACCUCGGUUCCAGUACCGGUCUUGCAGAAAGAUCAUCUUGCUUGGUUCGAUAUUACCCCCCAAGGCCAACAGAUCCACAUCUCGGAUUCCGCAUCCCCUUCGGAGCCAAAGUCUUCUCGUCAUCCAUGUUUCAAAGUCGCGAGUCCAGAGGCUUUGAUAGAGCUGCAGAAGAGAAUUUGGAAGUUUUAUGAGAGUGAGGAGGCUGGAGAGGCGAGACCAAGAGAGGCUGAUAAGCCCGGUGAGGUUGAUAGUGGAGCCAAAGGACUGGAAUACCCUGUCAGGUUCUUUGCUAGGGAUUUUGCCGGAAACAGGCUGGAAUUUAGUUCGUGA